Molecule: messenger RNA, 303 nt
Organism: Lactuca virosa
Lineage: Eukaryota; Viridiplantae; Streptophyta; Magnoliopsida; Asterales; Asteraceae
Source: the annotation of a GenBank genome assembly
AUGAUAUCCAACGACGGUUGCAACUUCUUCGAGUGGCUUGACCCAGCAUUACCAAAACACUACAAGGAUACGUUAUGGAACAUGAAACUUAGGAUUGACGACCUUUUGGUUAGGAAUGAUCAAGUUGUUGAGCUGCAGAAGAAGGUGGAAAAGCACAAGCUGCUUAGGAAAGCUGAGAAGGAACUUGCUGAAGCUAGGAUCCAAGAACUACUCAUUGAGAUUGAAAGGUGCUUUUUGGAACAGGGUGGAUAUGCGGAUGUUCCUUUUGGGAUGGUCUUUUGGGAUGGUCUAUUGGGUGAUUAG